UCCUGGCAUAUUUUCUAUCAACUUGUUUGAUCCCCGUUGCGAACUGGUGAUUGUUUGUGGCUGCAAAAUUUAUAAGCCCAUUGUGAUCGACAUGCGUUUUGGAAGACCAUUCACUGAAACCAAUUUUCCGAAAAGAAAACACUUCUCACAGAUUUUUCCUCAAAUUUUCCUACCGGUGUAGAAGCAUUUUACUGUUGUUCUACAUAUUCUGUCCUUUGUUUACCAAUCAUACUCAUAGACCAGCAAUCUACGUUUUCUGUCCGUGUGUGGAAUUGAAGAGCGAAUCGAGUGCAAGAGAAAAUUGUCAUGAUGGAAACACCACUCGAUGUGCUUUCUCGAGCGGCUACACUCGUUGAAACAGAUCCAAAAGAAGGUGACAUGGGGUACGCCAUGGGUGGACGAUCGGAAUCGCCGAAGGAGCUACCGUCACGCACCAACCGGCAGCGGCGGAGCGUAGAGAGACGGGAAGGUCCUCUCGUGAUGAGAUGCGGCGACGGUGGUGAUCACAAUCACAAGGCUACAAGCACGGCAGCGACAUCAACAAGGUGUGCCAGCACGCAGACAUUAAUCACCAGUGAGAUGGUAGGGAUCCCUGAGAUCAACCCAGACCUUCCUAUUCCAAGCAGCUCUGGUCUCAUGUCACAGGAAACCCUUCACAAGAGACCCUCAGCGACCAUCCCCCCACCACCGCACCCCUCCCUUAGACACCGUAACAUGCCCCAGCAGCUUCUACGCCCCUCGGUCAUCACCUGCGCCCCUGCACCCCUCCUGCGAGAACCCAACAGGACCGAUGGAGGACCGGUAGCUAUGGUUCCAGGCGCUGGGGCGGGGCUUGGUCCAGUACCCCCGUAUCUCAACGGAAGGGCGAGUAGCGCAGAGAGGUGGUCAGCUAAGAUGCCUCAGAAUCACUUACCUUUACAACCACAGAAUGCAGAUAUAGAUCCUGACAUUGAAGAGCAUUUCAGAAGAAGCUUGGGCCAAAACUACCGUGAGGCCUACUCCAGUCCCCCACCCACAGCUACCAGUCCACCUGCAGCCCCCUCCCCCACCCUCAGACAAUCCUCAUCACCUAAAGAAGUCAACAUCACAGGGUCUGUCGACGAUCACUUCGCCAAGGCUCUCGGAGACAAGUGGUCCCAGAUCAAGGACGUCAUUGAGCCAGUGUCGAACAGAACAUCGCCCUCUGUGUCCCCUUCCCUAGCCCUGUCGUCAUCGCCCGUCGUACAGCAGCAACAAGCUUCGGUGGCUUCAUGAACCAUGGAAAGGUGAAUACCAUCAGGGAACAACGUACGAGUCAUUGCUGAGAUGUGAGGUUGUACUCGGACAAUCAUCUCCAUUGUGCAAAGGAGAUUUCGACUCGCCGGUUCUGAAAUGUUCCAAGGCCCUGAAAUGUUACAAGUGUGCACACCAAGUACCUUUCUUGAUGUCAUGUUAAAACAGUCAUCUGAGCUACAGACUUUCUGACCCAUUCAAGUAUAUUCAUCUAUUUUGCCAGUAAUUCUUGCUUCUGAGGAGUCAGCAUAUCCGAUUUACCAGUCAUCCAAUACAGUUUGAGCACAAGAAGAGCCAGUUUAGUUGUAAUUAUUGUAUAGCAAUAUGAUGGGACUGGGGUCCAAGAAAAGUGAGUAUUGGGUGGAGUAGUUUGCUAUAUAUACAUAUGAGUAAUUGAGAGACUGGGAAAUAUUGUAGGUAUAGUGGCAUACACAUUAUACCAGUGGUAAAAGAAUCAAGUAUAAUGUGUCAAGCAAUUUAAAGAAGACAAUCGACAUGCUUUGUCAAGACAUGCAGUCAUCUCAGUUUGAUAAUUUUCAGAGUUUGAUAAAAGUUUGGACGGAUGAGAUCUUAGGCCAGUAAAUUUGCAGUCUACUAAGGGCAAUCAGAAUCCCUAGUAAUUGCAAGGCUGCACACUUCUUAACCAAGAGCUUUAUCCUGGGAAAAAAGAAAACCUAUAAGAUAACUGAAAUAUGGUGUGCUAUGUUUAAAUUGAUACCCCUGCUUGUACGAUGUAUCAUGUAUUUGCUACGUCUUUUUUCUUUAGUCAUCUGUUUUGUAAUUGUAGAGUGUAAUCCAAUUGGAGGAAGAUGUUGUCAUACUUGUACAUGUGGAUGUAGAUAAAUCAUGGAUACUGAAGGAAAAAUCA
Strongylocentrotus purpuratus (purple sea urchin) is the source of this 2140-nucleotide messenger RNA. Its product is annotated as transcription cofactor vestigial-like protein 4. Bases 307 to 1254 code for a protein of 315 amino acids. Gene Ontology annotation, molecular function: transcription coactivator binding. Gene Ontology annotation, biological process: negative regulation of DNA-templated transcription. The record is from RefSeq and is a predicted model, not a curated record. NCBI's taxonomy places the organism in Eukaryota, Metazoa, Echinodermata, Echinoidea, Camarodonta, Strongylocentrotidae. The transcript has 4 exons.